UUUUUCAAGUUAACAAAGAUUCAUAUCUACAAUUUUGUCUUACUACAUUGAAAUCCGAUCCUCUUGAAUAUGGUUCUAAGAGUGAUUCAGAAUUAAAUAGUACUUGCAACAGUUUUUUUCAAAAAUAUUUUAUAAUUGUCGUUUUAAUUUCCGGUCUUCAUUUUGCUAUUUCG
Dentiscutata heterogama is the source of this 173-nucleotide messenger RNA. The record is from the annotation of a GenBank genome assembly. Lineage: Eukaryota; Fungi; Glomeromycota; Glomeromycetes; Diversisporales; Gigasporaceae.